Messenger RNA from Humulus lupulus (European hop), 1580 nucleotides. Its product is annotated as flowering locus K homology domain-like. The record is from RefSeq and is a predicted model, not a curated record. Gene Ontology annotation, molecular function: mRNA binding. The coding region runs from base 86 to 1135 and encodes 349 amino acids. The transcript has 9 exons. NCBI's taxonomy places the organism in Eukaryota, Viridiplantae, Streptophyta, Magnoliopsida, Rosales, Cannabaceae. Gene Ontology annotation, cellular component: cytoplasm; nucleus. Gene Ontology annotation, biological process: regulation of gene expression.
UACAAUUACAACCAUGGCAGCAAUGUUUUUGCUAAGCGGACUUCUGAACGUUUUUAAUGAGCCAAACACUAGCGAAAACUAACAAAUGGCUGAACCCGGUGAACUUCCCUUAAACCCCAUGGGUUCCCUCGUGGCGCCGGUUCAUGGAUCCGAGACCGGUCAUUCAGCUGCCGGGAAGCGCCACCGGGAGGAAUAUCCUCCGGGGGUGAUGUCGCCAGUGGGCGAUGGAGAUGAGUCGGCAUCGAAGCGGCUGGCCAAGGGCCAAGACGUGCUGUUCCGAAUCGUUGUUCCGUCGAGACAGAUCGGCAAGGUCAUUGGUAAAGAGGGUUGCAGAAUACAGAAGAUUCGUGAGGAGACCAAAGCCACUAUCAAAAUCGCCGACGCUGUAGCGCGACAUGAAGAAAGAGUGAUUAUUGUAAACUCUAAGGAUAGUGACAACUCGGUUUCAGAUGCUGAGAAUGCUCUGCAGCAAAUUGGGAGUUUGAUUCUGAAGGAGGAUGAUAGCAGGGCAGAGGCAUCCAAAGUUGGGGCAGGACAUGUGGCUGCGAAUACAAUAAGGCUUUUGAUCGCAGGGUCGCAAGCAGGUUCUUUAAUUGGGAUGUCUGGUCAGAAUAUCGAGAAAUUAAGGAACUCAUCUGGUGCUUCCAUUACCAUUCUCGCUCAGAAUCAGCUGCCUUUGUGUGCUUCUGCUCAUGAAUCUGAUCGAGUUGUACAAGUAUCAGGUGAUGUUUCUGCAGUUUUGAAGGCUUUAGAGGAGAUAGGUUGCCAACUAAGGGAAAACCCACCUAGACAAGUGAUAUCUAUCAGCCCAGCUUAUAACUAUACUACAGCCCGACCGCAUCAACCUUACAUGGACCCAACGCCAACCAAUCUUGCAGCUGAUUAUGUGACCCUCGAGAUGGUGAUAUCAGAAACCCUGGUUGGUGGUUUGAUUGGAAGGUGCGGCUCCAACAUAUCAAGGAUUAGGAAUGAAUCUGGAGCAAAAAUCAAGGUUUAUGGUGGGAAAGGUGAACAACAUCAGAGACAAAUUCAGUUUGGUGGUAGCACCCAACAGGUUGCACUGGCCAAGCAGAGAGUUGAUGAAUACAUAUAUUCUCAGUUGAUCCAACAAGCUGGUGGUCAACAAGCAGCGUAAUCACCCCCUGAAAAUAACAACAAUACUGAGGCAAUGAUCUUGGUGCGCAUUGCUAAGCUAAUAGGUAAAUCUUCUGAGACAAUGAAAGCUGAUCAUUCAGAAUUUCUUCUACCCCUGUAACUUACCACCAAAAAUUCAGUUGAUGUAUACUUCUGGAUUAUCCUUCUGUAGUUGUUCAAGUCCAGCAAUGCAGUUUGCUGGCCGAUGUUCAUUCGGCCUCGACAUUGAAGUUCCAGAUUUGUGAAAUUAGUUGUUACAUCAUGAUAUUGUACUUGAAAACAUUCUUUGCCUUUUAAGCAUCAUUCUAUCACAUAGGGUAAUGCACGACAAGUUUGUCGUGAUAGAUCUAUGCAGCCAAACAACUAAUUGUACGAUGUGUUACUCAUUUAAAGAGACAACAAAUGAGCAAAAGGAAACUGACCUGAGGGUGCUGUUGGAGUAUCUA